Molecule: messenger RNA, 673 nt
Organism: Aspergillus saccharolyticus JOP 1030-1
Lineage: Eukaryota; Fungi; Ascomycota; Eurotiomycetes; Eurotiales; Aspergillaceae
Exons: 10
Coding region: 281-673 (130 amino acids)
Source: RefSeq, a predicted model, not a curated record
UGGGGCCCUGUUAGACAAAUGUUGAUGUAAGCAACAUUCAGGACCGACAGUACCUUGUCAUCUGAUCACAAUCGAUUCGGGAUCUCUUAUGGUAUUGACACUUGGCUUCGCAUUGCUUACACAGCCAGAUAUGGUCAGAAUGUGACUCUUUCUGUGUUAAAACCUAGGAAAAGCAGUAUGCUGCUUUUUUGCACGCAGCCCGCUUUUUUUGCCUAUAUCAAGCAGUCGGAGUACGUGGUCAACUGUUUUUCGGCAAUUAUUAUGGGAGAGAAGCAAAGAAAUGGUGAUGAUCGCAAUAAAGCUAGGGUAUAUAUUAGAACACAAUCUCAGCAAUUGCUAUGAGUAUUGCAUAAGUGGGGACAAUAUGAGUGCUUUGUCUGCGGGUGUUUCCAUCGGCCAAGGGUGUUCCAAAGCACACCAACCCCUUUGGGCGGCUAGAUCAUGUGACUUGGGAAUGAAAUAUGGGGUAGGAGAGUGGAAGACAGCAAGUCGAUUCUGCCAUGAUAUUCCGCCUCGGAGUGGGAUUAUAAUAUCUAGAAUUAUUCUUAGGACGAGCUGGCUGCACAAGCAAGCCGGCUUCCGCGCCCAUAAGAUAGUAUCUAGUAAUAUAUUUCUUAUCUCUUUAAUAAUAUAUAUCAAAGAAAUUAAUCUUAUCUAUAUAUAUAAAAGUUAG